AUGAAGGCUACAUUCUUCACCGCAGGCCUUGUUGGGCUUACUGCAGCUCUUCCUCAAGCUUCAAUCCAGGAGUCCUCCAGCAUUGUCGCUCAGACUUCUACCACCUCCAUCGCCUCAUUGCAGGAUGUUCCUCAAGCCACCAGCCUUGCCCAGGCUGCUGCUGUGAACGUCACCCUCGCAGUUGAAGUCCCCGCCGAGGUCCUUGACACCACUUCCUUGAAGUCAAACAGCCCAGCUAUCCUCACCACCAACCCUACGGAGAGCGAGGAAUACCUCUCCCUUGCAGACUUCCUCGCCCCCGAUCUUUCCAUGGACGACAUUCCUGCUGUUUCUGUGUCCAAGAGAGACCUCUCGGCGCUCUUUGGCCAUUCCGUCUCCAGGGGUCCCUUUGUGAACUUCCUCAAGGUCCAGAAGGUCAUUGUCUUCUGGACCUGCCCAGAGUGGAUCCAUCCCGUCCCAAACACCUUCCCUGGCUGGAGAAACUACAAGUCCAAUGGAGUUAACCUUGGCGGCUGGCACGUUCUUGAGAAGAACAUUCAGCCCAGCUUCUUCAAUGAUAACGCACCUAGCGCCAUCGAUGAGGACAGUUUCUGUGAGACUCUUGGCUUGGCAAAGUGUGGUGCUCUUCUUGAGGAGCGUUACAAGACCUACAUUACCGAAAAGGACAUCGACAACUUCGCCAGCUACGGUAUCAACACUCUCCGCAUUCCCAUCGGUUACUGGGCCUACAUGCCCGCCAUUGCUGGUGACCAUUACUACACUGGUGGUCAGAAGCUUGCUAUGCAGAAGAUUGCUCGUUAUGCUAUCGCCAAGCACAACAUGCACGUUGUUGUUGACUUGCACGGCCUUCCCGGCGGUCAGAACGGUCUCGACAACCAAGGCAAAACUGGUCAGCUCACCUGGUGGAACAACCAGACUGCUUUCGAUCUUUCCCUCGAGAUGGUCCGUAAAGCUACUGACGACAUCUUGGCACAACCUCACAGCGGUAGUUACACCAUCUCGCUGAUCAACGAGCCUCUUCCUGCCCUCUACUUCUUCGGUCAGACCAAGGACUCCAUCGCCUACCUGAACAAGUACUACGCCGCUGCUCUCAAGGAAGUUCGUCAGAGAUCCAAGACCCUCCCCGUAGCUAUUGCAGACGGUUUCAUUGGCCCCCAAACUUGGGACCCUUACUGGACCAACGUUGACGACCACCUCGUCAUCGACACUCACCUCUACUUCUUCGUCGGCGGAUCUUACUCCUACGAUGCUGCCUAUGGUGCAUGCUACCUCGCCAAGUCUUACCAGAACGCCAGCAACCCUACCUUCAUUGGUGAAUGGUCGAUCCAGGCUACCAACUUCAACCACCUUGGUGACAACACCCGUAGAGAUUUCUAUCGCAGUCAGCUCCAAGCAUACUCCCAGUACCUACAAGGUGGUAUGUUCUGGAACGGCAAGCACGACGGCGACACUGUCGUCGGCGACGAUGGUUCCGCUCAGAAGUACUACUGGUCUUGGGAGAUCCUGGCUUCGGAAGGCAUCGUUCCCCGUCCUGGCGACAAGCUCGAGUCUCUCUGCUAA
Molecule: messenger RNA, 1560 nt
Organism: Aureobasidium uvarum
Lineage: Eukaryota; Fungi; Ascomycota; Dothideomycetes; Dothideales; Saccotheciaceae
Source: the annotation of a GenBank genome assembly